This is a messenger RNA of Suillus discolor, 726 nucleotides long. Its product is annotated as GPR1/FUN34/yaaH family-domain-containing protein. The record is from RefSeq and is a predicted model, not a curated record. Bases 1 to 726 code for a protein of 241 amino acids. Gene Ontology annotation, molecular function: acetate transmembrane transporter activity. The transcript has 7 exons. Lineage: Eukaryota; Fungi; Basidiomycota; Agaricomycetes; Boletales; Suillaceae. Gene Ontology annotation, cellular component: plasma membrane.
AUGUCUAAUAUUGAAAAAGAGAACCCAAGGGACAACUACUACGUCCAAACCGUCAACAUGGACGCCCCAGCACCCCCUGCACCACAAAUGCAGCCAUUCCAGAGGACGUAUGGUAACCCUCAUGUAAUUGGCUUUCAGGCACCCUUGGGCAUGAUGGCCUACGGUACCGUCUUCCUGUGCUCGUCAAUAUUGACGCUCGCCUCCAAGAGCGUUGGUCAACCUAACUUGGUCUUGGUUUUCGCAACCUUCUACGGCGGCAUCUCACAAACGCUUGUGGGCAUGUGGGAGAUGUUCCUUGGUAACACGUUCAGUGCAACAGUUUUUACUACCUACGGAGGUUUCAAUUUAUCUUUUGGUGCUCUCUACCUGCCUCAAAUCGGCCUUGCGGCUGCAUACACCGUUGACGGGGUUGUUGGGCAGGAGUUCUACAACGCCAUCGGGAUCUACCUCGCCAUCUGGGACUUGAUUACGUUCCUCUUCUUCCUUGGCGCAAUCCGCACAACCGCCCCCAUCGUUGUAACGCUCGGAUUCACCAUUUGCGCGCUGACUUGUCUUUCCAUAAAUGCUUUCACCGGAAACCCACACUUUGCAACUGCAGGUGGUGCCCUUGGCAUCAUCGCUUCCUUCGGUGCAUACUACGGCGCCCUCUCGCUCUUCUGGACCCAACAAACAACUUUCUCGUUCAUUCGCCUCCCUCCCCUCAUUACAGCCCCUUCCAAUGUUUAA